UGUGCCGCGCUCUGAGAGCUCUGAGAGUUGCAAGUCAUUGCAAGUCGUUGCAAGUCGGCAAACCCACUUGUUCACGCCCUUAUCCAUGUACCCCAGACCUAGUACUGUAUAGCCUACGAGUUCACUCAUCGUGCGAGCUGUCCACCAUGGACACCGACAGCGAGAGCGAGCUGAGUUCUGUCGGUUCUUCCAAGUUAGAGCCAUCUGACGAUGAGUCCGACCAUGGGUUCAUAUCCAGGGGCCAAAAAUCGCCUGCAUCAUCUGCACCCGCUGCCUCAGCUCCCUCAUCGCCGCUUGCUAGCUCGCCGAUUGUUCCGGCCAUGACGGACGUGGCUGACAGCCCUGCCAGCCCUGCCGUGUCCCUACCUCCACACCCCGGACGCUGUACAGUUGAGGUGGUGAUACCGUCCCGGGUCCCGGCGAGGCGUAAAGUACUCCCUCGAAAAAACGCCCACUCUGCCCCGAAUACCCCAACUUUCCCUGCUCAGUUCACCAAACCACGUUCCACCCCGCCGGAAAUUCCACCGAGCCAUUCCAUUAGUCCCAAACCCAAGCGGAUUGGUAUAAGUCCAUUGACACAACCUCGUCAGGAUUCUGCUGGCCUCGAGGAUUCUGAUGGCGAGGCCAGCAGUGUUAGCUCUUACAAGCCCGAAUCAGAUGACGAAGAGUCCGACGACGAUGCAUCCGAAGAAAACGGGUCCCUCUACGAAAGUUCCGGCGAAGAUGGGUCUGGAGAGUUUCUGCCAAAGAAGCGUGUCUCGACACACACGUGGCAUGAGGAAGAUUGGUACCGAGAGCGCCGGGCUGAUCCCGACUGGACCUUAGACGACGCUGAGCGAAAGGGAGAUCGAUCGGAAGACGUUAGCCUCGGCACCUAUACGUCCGACGUUGAGAUCCGCAAAGAUAGCCCUGAAGACAGUGGAAGCGAUGGCGAGGAUGCGGCGGGAGACGAUGAGCUGUUCCAUGCUGCGCUCAAAGACGUUGGACUCGGCGAGGAUACUCUAAAAGACGCUGUCGUUCACGACGACGGUUCCGAAAAUGGGGACCCGGUCGACUUAACCGAAGUUGUUGGGGAGGCACAGAAUGCGCUCAAAGACACUGGGCCCCACCAGCUCAGGUCUGAACACGCUGAGCCGGCCGAGUUGAUUGAAGACGUUGAGUUCGACGAGGGCCGCAAAGGCGCUAUAGGAAUAAAUGUCGGAGAAUGCAAAUCGGCACCCGCACGCAACCUCCGGAAACGGCGCGGAUAUUACACGCCGUUGCCGAUACGCCGCUGGGUGCCGGCUUCCUCGGACGAGUCCGACCAGGGUGUUGAAGCAGGGACACCUGUAGCCGCGAAAGGACGACCCGACGAAGAACGGGAUUCCACGUUGGAUCUGGACAUUGGCGUUUUGGAAGACGACAAUAUGGACUUCACUGCGUCUACUGUUGGCACCGACACGCUAGCUUUUUCUUUCGAAGAUGUUGAUGGAGAUGGGAUGGACAAUGACGAAGAUCCGACAGUAUCCGCAAGCUGUCCCGACAAGGGUUUCAAUCAGCACAAGCUGGAAGGGCAUGAGCUGGAGGUGAAGUCCACCCGUACAGGCCCCAAUAGCCUUGCGUCCUCAUUCGACGAGUCUGACGAGGAUGGUUUCAAUGUCGAAGACGAACCGUCGCCACCCGCAACAGCGAUGGAGAUCAACUGCUCUACUGUUGACUCCUCCGAAGGCCUUUCCGAUCGGCUCAAUGGUGAAGAAAGGGCAUUGCCACCUCCGCCGAGUUCUGAAAAGGCGGCAGGCCCCAGUUUGGAAGGACAAGAGCCGGAUCUCAUGAAUCUCACUUCUGGCCCCGACGAUCUCGCGUCAUCCCCGAAAAGGCCGUCCUCGAAGAAGAAUUUCAACGACAAUGCAUGUGAAACCGGAGCAGGAACAUCGCUGGCCGCGGCCAUAACAUUCACAUCCAAAAACGCCACCACCCGCCGGCUGGACAAGCAUGAGCUAGAGGUCAUUGCCUCCAUGUACGCCCGGGACAAAGCCGGCUUGCUCGCCGCUUUUCCUUCAAUAGACGACGCGGCUGCAAUCGCAGCCGCCAAGGCCUCAGUUUCAGGAUACGCGUCGGGGCGGGCAUCCAAUUUGCGCGAGACGAGGAUUCGCAAGAAACACGCACAAACGAUUGGACAACAGCUCACGGACGAAGAGUUUGCACGAUUCCGAGCAUAUGCCCGACUCGAACCCCAUCAACGCUACUUAAAGGCCAAGGAGAACGUCCUCGAAGCCCUGCAGGAGCUCCGAGAGGCGAGCCUCACUGAACACGCCUCCGGUUUCUUCUUUGUCGCUUCACAUCCCAUGCAGAAGGAUGUUGUUAUGUCGUCCACCAACGAUGAACGGAACGGCUGGGCGUUUGCGGCAAGCUGUCAAACGGAGGCCCUUGUUCCUUCGACAAUACGAGCAUCCUUUCUCCCGUCGGAUACCCAAGCAGUCGAUGCUAUCGUUGACUUCCAGCAUAGCCUCAUCGGCAAAGAGAAAUGGGAAGAUGCCGUUCAGCAGGUUGAAAAAGCACCUGUGGCGCCACAUCCCAUGAUUCGCAACCGGUGGGCCCACGGUGAAGGGAAGACAGCGUUGGCAAAGUCGCUCAGGGAGCGUCUGAUCUUAGAGACGGGAAGGAAGUCCCGCCGAACACCAUGGCUGACCAUCGGAACACUUGAUUAUCCGUUCGUAGCGGUCGGAUGGCCGCCACACAUCCUGUACGGCAAGACGUUCAGCAAAGCGGCAACCAAAGAAGAGUUGAUAUCAAUGACUCUCUACUGGGACAAUCUGCACUUCAAGAGAAAGGACGAGACCGCGCUAGACGAGCUCUUCGCGCCCGAGCAUCCGGAAGACCCGCUGAAAGGCACUCCUCUUUAUCAGUUUCGUAAGAAGGUGAACGAACGACAGCGAGAAGCUAUGCGCGCACGGAAUAGACCGGCGUCGUCGACAUCCACCACCGCUGGGACGAUCACCCCGCAGGAUGUGGUCGCUGCCGCUGCCGCUGCCAUAUCCUCUGCCGUAGCCGCUGCAGCUGAAUUAAACGGCAAGGGUAAGAAGAGCAAGGGGGUACUCAAUCCUUCAUCGCAUACAAACGAGAUCCAUUUUGCUGAUAAUGAGGACAAGAGGGCCACCCCGCCUGCCAGCGAUCAGGAAGCGCUGGCUGUCGACCCCUCUGGCGAUGAGUACGUACCCAUGGAUUUGGAUAUUGUCACGGACGCUGAAAUUCCCUUGAAUCCCGGUUUCGUGGCCGCGCCCAUGAAUGACGGUGCUGAAGCCUCGAGGGACCCUAGCGCCGACGUAUCAAUGUCCGUGGGAGUAUGCACCGUCACUGACGCAUCGGCAUCGAUUCCAAUGGAAUUCAUCGCCGCAUUCAACGAGCCGGACGCGGUUGACACAGAUUUCCGAGGAGAUUUCGAAUGCGGGUCAACGCCAUUGGCUCCCUGGAACACGGUGUACGGCCAGGCUGCUGGCAGCUCAGAUGCUCGGCAAACUCAUAAGGUCCCGGGCACGCUUCGCCCGAUGCCUGUUAGGAAGCCCGCUCGACCGUCGCCGCCUAAGCUCACUCGAACACCUGUCCGGUCGUGUGCUCCGCCGCCUGUUCACAUACAGUCUCCCAACGAUACCGUAGAUACGGAUGGCGGGCAUUUGGUGCCGUCUCCGCCGGCUGCGGUCAAGGCGCGAAUGCGGAGCAUCCUUGAAGCUGCGUGUGUCCCGGAGAUAUACCCUACGCAAAUCGCACUGCCCACGCCUACUCACGCUCCAACGGCUGCUGGAAUGGAUCUUCCGUCUCCGAUGUUGAUAGGGUCUCCGUCGCCUGCACCCACGAUCCGCAUGCCGACACCUUCCAACGGGGAGUCCGAACGGCGUAUAUACCCAAGCACAAUGUCCGCGUCCGACGCCAUGCGCAAGGCGUGGAAGAGAGAGUAUCGAGCCGCUCGUGAAGGAUACUUGCAGGCCAUGACGAUGUUCAACCUGUACCCGCAAGUCCACCUUGGACACAAUGCGACUCGGGCUUUGGAGCGCGACAUGCAGCAGCUCCGUUCGUCGAAUGCGGUGGUGAAAGGACUCUAUGAUGUGGACGCGCUGUCGACUUCUAUCCAGCAUGCGCGUAUAUUUGCACAGGCGGUCGUGAUGCGUGCGAGCACCCUACGCGAAAUGGCGACUGCGCGGCUGGCGAUUGCGCCGGCGGUGGGGUCUCGGAAAAGAAAGGGUUCCGCGACGGCAGGAGAAUCUUUCGCGGAUGCGGAGGACGAAUCAGCGAAUAAGAAACAGCGCGCUUCGCCCUCGCCCGAACCUGUACCCUUCGGUUCAUUGCAACGCUAUGAUCGUCCAGACAUGUGGAAGGCGUUUGGUAACGCUCGUCGCCUGCCGACCCGAGUGCAGGAGUUCGAGCCGAUCCAAGAGCCAGGAGCGCUUACGCUGAGAUGGCGCAGCAACUUGGAGAUUAUUCCGACUCCAAAGUGGUCGCCAUUUGGGUUCCCUUCACUACGGAGCUCGCAGAAAAGAGAGUUGGACUCACUAGUUGAUGGAAAAUACGGUGCCUGGACUACAGAGGAGAAAGCGAAAUACAACGCGCUGAACUGGCAUGAGGACGACCCGCAACAGACGGUGGAUCGGGAUGAUCUCUAUUCUGUCAUCAACCCCGAUCGGAUGUGCGCCGUGCAGGGUAUCAACUACUACAUGCGGAGACUGGAGUUCCACUACCGGCAGCAGGAAGGGCUGGGCUAUCAGUUCUGGUAUGGACCGCCGGCCGUUGGCGAUCAGAUCUCACCAGCGAAGGGACCUGGUGACUACGUUUCUGGAAAGGCUCGCCUGCCCGACCCAGCGGUCGAUAGGUUUGCCAUCUUCCUUAUGAUGCAUAACGCCAACCAUUACAUCGCAUACUGGGUCGAUCUGCAUACCGGAGACCAAUUCUUCUACGAUCCAUUGUGGCUGGCGCAUUCGGGUGCGGGCAACGAUACCCAAUGGCGCACGAAAAAUCGGUGGCAAUGCCAAGGACGAGCCAACUGGCUCGCAAGCGUCGUCCCGAACCUUCCCCGACUCUCUGUCCUACGCCUACUGACGGCUCCGUCGCAGAAAGGUACCGAUGUCGUCAACUGCGGAGUCUACUGCUGCGCGAUUAUGGAUUGGGUCACUAGAGGCAUUGUGGGACAGCUGCUUCUUCCGCUGCACUUUAGCGAGAAGCGGAUCUUGCAAGUGAGACACAGCAUCGCAUGGACGGCCAUCAGGGGAAACCCGCCUCAUCUUGCGCUGGAGCAUGAAAACCCACCCGAAUCACUUGAUCCCAAUGUACGAGCCGAUGCAACGCCACAAGAUGAGAUGCAGGCAGCACACCCGGCGGAACAGUUCCUGCCGAUGGCUCAUACUGUCGAUGAAGCUGUUGUACCGCCACGAGAUGAAAUCCGGGCAACAUCCGUAGCGGCUUCGGCGGAACAGCUCAUGAGUCAACCCCUAAUGUCGACAACUCAGGCACCCGUGACGUCUUCGGGGGAACAGCCCACAGUCAUUACGCAACCUCCCAUUUCGAUGGCUCAAAUAGAGGCAGCACCCGAGGGAACUCCGGCGGAACAGCUCCCAGUCAUGGCGCAACCUCCCAUGUCGAUGGUUCAAAUUGCGGCAGCAGUGGCGGCUCCGGCAGAAUGGGCUCUCAUGACGCUACCUACCAUGUCGAUGGCUCAAAGUGUCGAUGAAGCCGUCGAUGGAGAUGGUCAAGCUGUUGAUAAGGCUGUCGAUGGAGAUGCUCAAUCUAUCAAUGAAAAAAACGUUGUCGAUGGGAACACUCGAACUCGUCAGCCCAGGAUUCGAAAUCGCAAAAGCAAAAAGAAGAGACUUCGAGACAAGGCAUUCAAAGAAGCGCAGGAACGAGAGCAAACGAUCAGCAAUGCAGCGCCCACGCCGUCCCGGAAGCCGAAAUCCGUACGCACAGCCCCGAAGGCAGCGCUGUUAACCACUCACUCAAGCCCCACACGGCCAUCGCUGCCGGCAAGGAAUGACUCAAGCCCCCGACGGCUAUUUGAAACUAAGCAGCGGCGCGUAUCAAUAUCUCGAAAAUCGGAGCCCGAAUGGACAGUCUCGACGGCGGCGCCCGGUCCAAGCCGCCCACGGCUCGACGACACUCCACACCUACGCGAAGGGACCAUUUCACAGAGAUCAGGACUAGAGCGGAUUGAGUGGACGACAGCACAUGGCCCAAGCCACCGAGAGUCCUACGACGCUCCGUGGCACCGCGACACUCCCAUUUCACAAAGAUCAAGACCAGAACGGACUGAACGGAUGACAGAGUCGGGCCCAAGCCUCCGGCAAAUCGAUAACGCUCCGCAGCACCGCGAAACUCCCAUCUUAGAGAGACCAGAACCACAACGGACUCGGUGGACAGCGCCUGGCGCGGGCCGCCACCGGUUCGACAACGCUCCGCAUCGCCGCACAGUGUCGUUCUAUGAAAAACCCAGACAGGCACGGACGGACUGGAAGCAAGCGCCUGUCCGAAGAUGGCCAGGGCCCGACCCACCUGCCCCAGUGCACUUUGCUGCACGUGUAACGACCGUCCCGGAGGAAAUGGAGUGGAGGGAUAGCACCUUUCACUGAUGUACAUGUCUGAUGUUUAAUGGCGUAUACGUAGGAGGCGACAGCGUGAGAUGCAUCAGAGGGAAUGGAGUGGAGCGAUGGCUCCUUUCGCAGAUGUAGGAUGUUCGAUGUUUGGUGGCGUAUCCGUAGAAGACAACAUGAUAAGAUGUACAG
This is a messenger RNA of Fimicolochytrium jonesii, 6743 nucleotides long. RefSeq lists its product as uncharacterized. The transcript has 4 exons. Lineage: Eukaryota; Fungi; Chytridiomycota; Chytridiomycetes; Spizellomycetales; Powellomycetaceae. Bases 147 to 6590 code for a protein of 2147 amino acids. The record is from RefSeq and is a predicted model, not a curated record.